GUGGCAGUUGCUUUGAAGUAGCGAGCGGUUUCACGCCCCAUCUUCUCUGUGUGGUUGAGGUUUCUAGGUGGUUUUCUCUGUAGAUUCGUGGGUUUGGUUUUCUCUCUUCUGAUCUCUUCUUCAACUGAGUUUGGAUUCAAGAUUCAGCUUCCCUAUAUAGAAAUUCAUUAAUUCAACACAAGAUUUAUUCCCGGCGCUUCCCUCCCCCUUGUAUAAGAUUUUCAAAUAAAAUAAAAAAUGGAGAGAUUUGGGAUUUCUCUAGUUUUAUUAUCAAUAUUUCUGUUUGCUGGCGGUGGCGUUGAGGGCUUGGGUGUGAACUGGGGAACUAUGGCCACCCACAAGCUGCCGCCGAAGACGGUGGUGCAGAUGCUGAUAGACAAUGGGAUUAAGAAGGUUAAACUGUUCGACGCCGAUGAAUCGACGAUGAGUGCUCUUGCAGGGAAGGACAUUGAAGUCAUGGUCGCCAUACCUAAUGACCAGCUCCUUUCUAUGAAUGAUUAUGAUAGGGCCAAGAAAUGGGUGAGGCGCAACGUCACCCGUUACUCCUUCAAAGGAGGCGUCGCCAUCAAAUAUGUUGCAGUUGGUAACGAGCCUUUCCUCACGUCCUACAACAACUCCUUCAUCAACACAACCUUUCCAGCACUUCAGAACAUUCAGAAUGCUCUGAAUGAGGCCGGACACGGGGACACCAUUAAGGCGACCGUACCCUUAAAUGCUGAUGUCUACAACUCUCCUAGCGAAAACCCUGUACCUUCUGCUGGCAGGUUCCGGAAAGAUAUCAAUCAACAGAUGACCCAAAUUGUUCAAUUCCUUAACCAGAACAACGCGCCCUUCACAGUGAACAUAUACCCCUUCUUGAGUCUCUAUGGAAAUCCCGACUUCCCAUUUGACUUUGCUUUCUUCGAUGGGCUAGCCACUCCUGUUCUUGAUAACGGGAUCCAAUACACCAAUGUGUUUGAUGCCAACUUUGACACCCUGGUUUCAGCCCUACACGCUGCUGGGUAUGGUAACAUGCCCAUUUUGGUAGGGGAAGUUGGAUGGCCAACUGAAGGUGACAUCAAUGCUAAUGUGAACUUAGCCUACCGAUUCUACAAUGGACUUUUACAAAGACUGGAACCUAAUGCACCCAACAAAGGGACACCCCUUCGGCCUGGAGACAUGGAGGUAUACCUGUUUGGACUUAUUGAUGAGGACGCCAAGAGUAUAGCUCCGGGUAACUUUGAGAGACACUGGGGGAUCUUCCGGUAUGAUGGCCAGCCCAAGUUUGGGAUGGGGUUUUUAGGCAAGGGGCAAGACAAACUUCUCAUUGGUGCAAAAGAUGUGAAAUACCUUGAUACGAAGUGGUGCAGGUUGAAGUCAGAUGCCGAUGUUUCGAGCAACCUAACUGCUGAGAAUGUCAAUUAUGCUUGCACAUUUUCAGACUGCACGGCACUUGGUUACGGCUCUUCUUGCAAUGGUUUGGAUACGAGAGGUAAUGCGUCGUAUGCGUUUAACAUGUACUUCCAGGCACAGAACCAAGAUGAGUUUAGCUGCAACUUUCAAGGUCUGGCUGAGGUGACUGACCAGAACAUAUCUCAAGCAAACUGUAACUUUACCAUACAGAUACAAAACUCCUCCUCGCCCGAGUUGUUGCCGGAGAUUUCGGUACUUAUACACGGCGUUGCAUCGUUGUUCUUGUUGCUAUUGUUGUUCUGAUCUUCUCUGUAGUCUGUAGAUAUUUGUGUUGCAGUUACUAUUCUUUGUGGCCAUUGUAUUUGUUAGUGCUGGGGACAUUAGCAUAAAAAUAUUACUCCCUCCGUCCCCCUGCAUUUGUUCACAUUUGACUUUUGGAACUGUUCAUCUAAGCACUUUGACUCAUCAAAUUCUCUCAAUGUGUAAGCCUAAAUAUAGUCAUGUGUGAUCUUGUUUGAUUUGUCUUAACAUAUAGAUUAUUAAUAUAUAAUUUUUAUAAUUUUUUAAUAUACAAAUUAUAGGAUAAAAUGGAUUAAAGAAAUGCAUUGGAUGGUG
Messenger RNA from Cuscuta campestris, 2007 nucleotides. Lineage: Eukaryota; Viridiplantae; Streptophyta; Magnoliopsida; Solanales; Convolvulaceae. The record is from the annotation of a GenBank genome assembly.